This is a messenger RNA of Theileria orientalis strain Shintoku, 1215 nucleotides long. RefSeq lists its product as uncharacterized. Gene Ontology annotation, biological process: DNA-templated transcription initiation. The record is from RefSeq and is a predicted model, not a curated record. Bases 1 to 1215 code for a protein of 404 amino acids. Gene Ontology annotation, molecular function: DNA binding; RNA polymerase II general transcription initiation factor activity. The transcript is spliced from 3 exons. Lineage: Eukaryota; Apicomplexa; Aconoidasida; Piroplasmida; Theileriidae.
AUGGAAAGAUCGAGGCGUUCUUCCACCAGGGAUCAAAACGACGAGUUUGAUCUACAAGACCUGGAAACCUCACUCGAGGACUAUAGAAACUCUCUUGUUGUCCACAAUAUGGCAGUGAUGGCGGAUACUGGCGUGACUCUGGACCUGGCGCAGUCCCUAAACGAGUUUGGAAACUCCAUCUACGAAAAAAAGGAGUUCAAUUGCAUCAGGCUGGACGUUAGAAUAAAGAAGGAGCUGGAUUCUUCGUGCCGAAUGCUCGAUUCCAGGGAGUUUGAGCAGAUAUCUACCGUUAAAGUCCUUGAGGCGACCAAGGCGUUCGUCACGCCCUCAGUUAUGAGCGGGUUGCACAAACAUGGAAUGGAGCGAUGCAAAGCGCACGGGGAUCUGGACCCAGCAAACCUUGUGCACACUUCCGUCAAGGUUUCCGUCUUCUCAAACGGGAAGCUGUCAGUCACCGGAGCCAGGAGCCUGCUGUCUGCAACCGUGGCACUUGAAAAGGUGUGCCGCGCAGUGAGGCGGAGGAUCAACAAGAAGGCGCGGCUGUGCCACAUAACGUGCACGAACAUCCUCGUGGUCUACGGGUACCCGAACCAAAUCGUCCUGCCACUGUUUCACAGGCUGUACAAGGGCUCCAGCUAUGACCCGAUCAGAUUUUCAGGAGUGCGGGUAAGAGUGCCAAUCAACUCAGUGCCGAUCGUCUACAACAUAUACAAGGUGCUGUACGUCACCGGCUUUAGCACCAAGUACGCCCACAUGAUUAGGGAGGAAGGUGAAGCAGAGCCGUCGGACGAGCCUGAAGAGUCCGAAGAUGAGUCAACGACUCCGACGUUCAUCCCUAACGCUGUGGUCGCGCCACCUGUGAAAAGGUACAAACCGGGCAAAAUUGGCAUUCAGAGGUUCGUGGACUCAACGAUGUCGGACAACAGAAAGGUUCAUAACGCGGCCCCCGUGGCUGUGAAGAGGAAGAAGACUCGGUUGCCAAAAAACGUGUCAAUAUGGUCAAACACGAACCUGUUGGACAGUCAAGUCAAUGAGGAGGGGGAGACGCUGCCAAGGUUUGACCCCUUUGGCAAGAGUCCCAAGGAGGAAGUCGUGACUGUCAACGUGUUCAGCUCCGGAAACAUGACCUUCACCGGAGCCAGGUCAAUUUCAAGUGUACAAAUGGCUCUUUCGCACAUAUACCCGUUCCUCAAUAUGGCCACUAGAAAAACUUGA